AUGUGGACACUUUUAAUCGCAUUGAUUAUUACAAUUACCACAAACUAUACAAAUGGACAGUCGGCCAACUUUACUGAUUGUGGGGGUGGCAAUGUUAAAGACGUCCGUAUCAUACCAUGUAGUGGUGAUCCCUGUGUUCUCAAAUUGGGAACCAAUGUUACCGUUGAGGCAGACUUUGUCUCUCCUCUUAAUACAAACAAAUUAUCGGAAGUUAUUAAGGGUGUCAUCAGAGGUAGAGAACUGCCAUUUCCAGAGCAAAGAGCUGAUCCUUGCAGUUCUGGUAAUAUAGUACCAGAUUGUCCGCUGAAAAAAGGAAAGAGCUAUCAAUUUAAGGCUACUUUUGAAGUCAAACCAUUUUACCCACCGAUAUCCAUAAAAGUGAAGUACAGUUUAACUGAUCCGACGGGACAGAGUGUGGUCUGUGUUCAAGUGGCGGCCAAAAUAGUAGAUCCGACGCCGAAACCAACAAAUUCAAGGUCAAGAAGUUCAAGACCAAAGUCGCGAUCAAAUAAACCAAAAAGCAAUUGA
This is a messenger RNA of Oppia nitens, 528 nucleotides long. RefSeq names its product NPC intracellular cholesterol transporter 2 homolog a-like. The transcript is spliced from 4 exons. Gene Ontology annotation, molecular function: sterol binding. Gene Ontology annotation, biological process: sterol transport. NCBI's taxonomy places the organism in Eukaryota, Metazoa, Arthropoda, Arachnida, Sarcoptiformes, Oppiidae. The record is from RefSeq and is a predicted model, not a curated record. Bases 1 to 528 code for a protein of 175 amino acids.